This is a messenger RNA of Mytilinidion resinicola, 1146 nucleotides long. RefSeq lists its product as uncharacterized. The transcript has a single exon. Bases 413 to 1051 code for a protein of 212 amino acids. The record is from RefSeq and is a predicted model, not a curated record. NCBI's taxonomy places the organism in Eukaryota, Fungi, Ascomycota, Dothideomycetes, Mytilinidiales, Mytilinidiaceae.
CAAGUGGACCUUCAAGGUUUGUCCCUGUGUCCCCUCUUUUUGACAAAAGUGUACAGUAUGAUAUCUCUGACUACUUUUCGAUCACAACGCGUUCGACCGUUUCACUAGUUUAAAGAAGCUAGUCAACAGCACACCACUCUUGCCCGCACCCCGCAGGCACAACGUCCUCGGCUCAUACUUCUGAGAUGUUGUGUAUGGAGAGCUUAAAGCGGGCGCAUGUGAAACCACUCUCUCCUCGAUAGGGUAGGGUGUUCGCUCAUGCAAAAACUCUCAAACAGCUCACCUUUUUUGCGAUCGCCCACGGAAUAAUGUCUUGACUGCGAAGCAGAAGCGGGAAGGGACGUGACUCGCAGACGCCGAAUCCGGUGCCCGAGCGGGCACAUUGGAGGAUCGCGAGGAGGAUCGCGGUGGGAUGGUUGUUUAUGCGCCGGAGGGAAAGAGGUGGAGUCGUGACCGAGGGGGUCGUGAGGACCGCCGCCGCGCAACCAAAGCACAACGUGCUUCGCCUGCAAACGGGCCUCUUGCUCGUCCUAGGCAUGCUGGCCGCAUUGCGGGCCGCCCAGGGUGCUGGCCGCUGCCCCUGGUCCUGGUCCUGUCUACGGUAACGGCUUUCUGGAGUUCUCUUGGGUCGUGUUAUCGAUUGUGCGUGCGCUCGAGCGCUGCGGGUUAUUGGCUGCAAUUGGGAUAUUCUGCGGCUCGUCGCAGCGAACUUCGGGCCCGGAUAGGGCAGGGUAGGGGUAUAUUGAUACCCUUGUGUACGGAUGCAUGGGUUACGGGGGAGAGCUCCCCCUACAGUACCUGGUUGUCCGGGAAGAUUGUGAUCAGCGUGCAGUUAACUGCAACAUGGUUGCUCUCCCGUGACGAGAGGGGUGCCUUGAAGAAAGAGGGCUUGGACCUUGGUAAGGGUUCUGCGCAGGUCUUGGUGAGUUUGGGUAAGCUGCGGGACGUUUGUGGCCCCUCUAUGUCAUCGCGAACUGCUGAAGGAUUCAAGACACGGGCUGGCGUUGGGUUGCUGACACUAGCGGAGGAGCGUGCUCUCGGCCCGUGGUGAACCGAGAGCUUGGAGCGGUUUCGGAUGAAGAAAAGAUGAAGACGGUGAAUGUUUUUUCCUAAAGGGGUAGGAUAGAUCAGGUAGGAAAAGUGAAG